Messenger RNA from Malassezia japonica, 375 nucleotides. It is a transcript of the gene RPB9, whose product is annotated as DNA-directed RNA polymerase II core subunit rpb9. Gene Ontology annotation, cellular component: RNA polymerase II, core complex. Gene Ontology annotation, molecular function: zinc ion binding; DNA-directed RNA polymerase activity; nucleic acid binding. The transcript has a single exon. The record is from RefSeq and is a predicted model, not a curated record. Gene Ontology annotation, biological process: transcription-coupled nucleotide-excision repair; transcription initiation at RNA polymerase II promoter; DNA-templated transcription. NCBI's taxonomy places the organism in Eukaryota, Fungi, Basidiomycota, Malasseziomycetes, Malasseziales, Malasseziaceae. The coding region runs from base 1 to 375 and encodes 124 amino acids.
AUGGCGUCUUUGCACUUUUGCGCCGAGUGCAACAAUCUGCUGUAUCCCGAGGCGGAUCGGACGAAUCACGUCCUGAUGUACGCCUGCCGCAACUGCCCCUACCGCACCGAGGCGGCCUCGCCCUUGGUCUUUAGGAACGAUCUCAAGAAUAUUUCCAAGGAGCAGCCGGGUGUGAUUGACGAGCUGAUGACGGAUCCGACGCUGCGCCGGACGCACGACCUUACCUGCCCCAGCUGCGGUCACCAGGAGGCUGUCAUGUUCCAGGAUCAGAGCAAGCGCACCUUUAACAAGAUGAUCCUGUUCUACGUGUGCUGCUACUGCAACUUCCUGUUCCAGGACGAGCCGGUGAAGCGUCCCCACGAAGAAGUCGAGUAA